Messenger RNA from Protobothrops mucrosquamatus (brown spotted pit viper), 2858 nucleotides. Its product is annotated as cytochrome P450 4F22. Bases 89 to 1672 code for a protein of 527 amino acids. Lineage: Eukaryota; Metazoa; Chordata; Lepidosauria; Squamata; Viperidae. The transcript is spliced from 13 exons. The record is from RefSeq and is a predicted model, not a curated record. Gene Ontology annotation, molecular function: heme binding; oxidoreductase activity, acting on paired donors, with incorporation or reduction of molecular oxygen; monooxygenase activity.
UUGCUCAGUAUGUUUCUGAGGCUGCUUACCAUCUGGAGGACAUAAAGAAGGAAACAGCCAGGAGUAAAUAAAGUGUUGUACGGCAAGAAUGUUGCCCCUCACAGAUUUGUUGCUAGAGAAACUGGCUGUGGAGAAAACCUUGUUCCGAACCAUGGUUAUCUCCAGCCUGCUGCUAUGCCUGCUGGCCUUCCUCAUCCAUCAGUGUUUAAAGGCCUUUGACAUCUGCUACUGUUAUUAUGUCAACUGCCAGAGACUACGCAGUUUCCCACAGCCGCCUCACUGCAAUUGGUUCCUAGGCCACAUGGGAAUGAUUCCACCCACUGAAGAAGGAUUGGCCAAAUUGGUCCAGAUUGUAAGCACCUUCUCCCCGACAUUUAUGGUAUGGAUGGGGCCCUUCCUGCCACUCUUGUCCUUGGUUCAUCCUGAUUAUAUCAAGCAAGUUAUGACAGCAUCAGCUGAUACUGCUCCCAAGGACAAAUUCUUCUAUAGCUUCCUGAAGCCCUGGCUUGGAGAUGGAUUAUUACUGAGCAAUGGGACAAAGUGGGCACGACACCGGCGUUUGCUCACUCCUGCCUUUCAUUUUGAUAUCCUGAAGCCUUAUGUGAAAAUCUUCAAUCAGAGUACAGACAUCAUGCAUGACAAGUGGCACAAACUGAUCUCAGCAGGUCCUGUUUCUCUUGACAUGUUUAAGCAUAUCAGCCUCAUGACUCUAGAUAGCUUGCAGAAAUGUGUUUUCAGCUCUAAUAGCAACUGUCAAGAGAAAUCAAGUGACUAUAUUGUGGCCAUCUUGGAGCUCAGUUCCCUUGUCGUGCAGCGGCACACUAAACUGUAUCUGCAAUCUGACUGGGUUUACUACCUGACAUCCCAGGGCCGCCGUUUCCGUCGUUCAUGUGAAAUUGUGCAUCAUUUCACAGAGAAUGUAAUUCAGGAACGGCGAAUGGCACUUAACCGUUUGGGCCAGAAUGCCUGGCUCACAUCCAAGCAGGGCAAAACCAUUGACUUCAUUGAUGUUUUGUUGUUGGCCAAGGAUGAAGAGGAUCAACAUUUGUCCGAUGAAGACAUAGCAGCUGAAGCGGACACAUUUAUGUUUGAAGGCCAUGACACUACAGCAAGUGGCUUGUCCUGGAUUCUAUACAAUCUCGCUCAAAACCCCAAGUAUCAAGACCAAUGCCGGGCAGAGAUUCAGGAUCUGCUGCAGGGGCGAGAAAGAAAAGAAAUUGAAUGGAAAGAUCUCUCCCUCAUGCCCUUCACCACCAUGUGCAUCAAAGAGAGCCUGCGCCUGCACCCUCCAGUCACAGCCAUAUCUCGACGCUGCACUGAAGAUGUGAACCUUCCUGAUGGACGAGUUAUCCCUAAAGGGAAUGUCUGCCUGGUCAGUAUCUUUGGGACCCAUCACAAUCCUGCUGUAUGGCCAGAGCCUGAGGUCUAUAACCCAUAUCGCUUUGAUUCAGCACAUCAUCCACUAGCUUUUGUGCCCUUUUCUGCAGGACCAAGGAACUGCAUUGGGCAGAACUUUGCCAUGGCAGAGAUGAAGGUGGCCCUGGCACUGACAUUAUUGAGGUUUGUGGUGCAGUUGGAUGAGAGCCGACCUGUACGGCGCAAGCCAGAGCUAAUCCUGCGGGCAGAGAAUGGGCUGUGGCUGCAAGUGGAACCAAUCCGUGCUGAAUCUUGAUCAGAAGUUCUAUAUAGAAUUUGCUGGUCUACAACCUGGCAUCUAUAUUGUAAUGCACCAAGAGGACUUGUGAUCAGAGAUGCUUUUUGCUUCUAGCUUUGUAGAAGGCAGGAUAGAUGUAUUUUGCACACAAUUUUCCACCAUUGUUUAUAUGUCUCCUGGUCUACUAAUUGCUGCUUAGCCCUAGUUUAUUGCUUUGCUACCAUGAAGAUCUCCAAGAGGUAUUCUAAAUUAAAGCCAUACGAAAUGAACUUUUGGCUUGGUUUUAAAUAUUUAGGUGAUGGGAUGCCUAUAGUAUAGAAUCAAACUUCCAGGUUUUCAAAAAAAGAUUGGACAGUCAUUUAGAAUUGUCUGGGAUGCAAUAUGGUCUCCUGCCUUGGGCAGGUCUAGAAGAUUACCAAGGUCCCUUCCAGCCCUAUGAUUUUAUGAUUCUAAGCUAUUCAAUGACAACUGUCUGCAAAACUAUAGCCCAAGAAUUCCAGCGCAAAAACAAAUGCAUUCUGAAUAUUCCAAACAUCAUCUAGGUUGGCUUUCCAUGCUGUGCUUUUAUGUACUGCUAUUAACAUUCUAUCCCUUCCAAGGGGUGUUUCUAAUCCUUUCUAACAAAAGCUAUUUCCAUUCUGGAAAAUCGUCUCCACUGUGAGGAAAGUAGAAGAAGGAAGGAGUAUUAAGUAUGCUCACCACCUUGAGUUAUUGUAAAAAUAAUAAAGGUGGGAUACAAAUACUUAGACAAAUAAACAAAUAUAAAGUUUCACUUAGGUGUGAUGAUUCAGUCUAUUUUACUCUAGUUUAAUUCAUAUUUUAUUCAUGCCUUGAUAACCCAUUUUUAUUCAUGUAUUGUUUUAUUUAGCACAUAGAAAUAACUGUUGCUUUUUCCUAUUGGAUGUGCCUUGACCGGAGGUUGACCUGCUCUUUAGACCAUAGUAAUAGAUGAAAACCAGGCUUCCUGCCUUCUUCCCUUGGAAUGCCUACUCACCACGGGGAUUGAUGAGAUUAGGUACCAAGUUAUUUAGAAAUGCUUUUACUGUAGAAAUGUUAUUGAUAAGAUAAAGAUCCUAGCACAUCUUGUAAUCUUUACUUGAACUAGGUUAUUAUGACUAGUGAAAAUAUAUGCAUGAUGUUGCUUUUUAUGAUUAGUUUAUAGCAUUGUAUGUUUCCAUAAUUGUCCCAAACGUGCUUUUUCCAA